Loxodonta africana (African savanna elephant) is the source of this 13724-nucleotide messenger RNA. RefSeq names its product taxilin gamma (gene TXLNG). Gene Ontology annotation, molecular function: syntaxin binding. The transcript has 10 exons. NCBI's taxonomy places the organism in Eukaryota, Metazoa, Chordata, Mammalia, Proboscidea, Elephantidae. Gene Ontology annotation, biological process: regulation of cell cycle. Bases 31 to 1593 code for a protein of 520 amino acids. The record is from RefSeq and is a predicted model, not a curated record.
GGCUGCUUGUUUGGCUGCUGCCGUCACCUCAUGGCGACUCGGUUAGAGGAGGCAGCGCGGGGAAGAGGCGGCGGCGCUGAGGAGGCGACUGAGGCCGGACGGGGCGGACGGCGACGCAGCACGCGGCAGAAGUUUGUAAUCGGCACAAUGGAAGAAGCUGGAAUUUGUGGGUUAGGGGUGAAAGCAGACAUGUUGUGCACCUCUCAAGCAAAUGAUGUUCUUCAACGUCAAGACUCCAAUUGUGAUAGUACAAGUAACAGACACUCACUGGAAGAAGACACAGGCAGCGCCUUUGUAACAAAUAACAGGAAUUUGGUGAGCCCAUCGUACUGCACACAAGCGUCCAGGGAGGAAACUCCUGGGCAAGAAGCUCGAACCGACCCCCCUGAUGGGCAGCAAGAUUCAGAAUGCAACAGGAACAAGGGGAAAACGUUAGGAAAAGAAGUUUUAUUAUUGAUGCAAGCCCUAAACACCCUUUCGACUCCAGAGGAGAAGCUGGCAGCUCUGUGUAAGAAAUAUGCUGAUCUUCUGGAGGAGAGCAGGAACGCUCAGAAGCAAAUGAAGAUUCUGCAGAAGAAGCAAGCCCAGAUCGUGAAGGAGAAAGUUCAUUUGCAGAGUGAACACAGCAAGGCCAUCUUGGCAAGAAGCAAACUCGAGUCUCUUUGCAGGGAACUUCAGCGUCACAAUAAGACAUUAAAGGAAGAAAAUAUACAGCAAGCACGAGAGGAAGAAGAAAGACGUAAAGAGGCAACGGCACAUUUCCAAAUGACGUUAAACGAAAUUCAAGCCCAGCUGGAACAGCACGACGUACAUAAUGCCAAACUCCGUCAGGAAAACAUUGAAUUGGGGGAGAAGCUGAAGAAGCUCAUUGAACAGUAUGCACUGAGGGAAGAGCAUAUCGACAAAGUGUUCAAACAUAAGGAACUGCAGCAACAGCUCGUGGAUGCCAAACUUCAGCAGACGACACAGCUCAUCAAAGAAGCUGAUGAAAAACAUCAGAGAGAGAGAGAGUUUUUACUAAAAGAAGCAACUGAAUCGAGGCACAAAUAUGAACAAAUGAAACAGCAAGAAGUACAACUAAAACAGCAGCUUUCUCUUUAUAUGGAUAAGUUUGAAGAAUUCCAGACUACCAUGGCAAAAAGCAAUGAACUUUUUACAACCUUCAGGCAGGAAAUGGAAAAGAUGACCAAGAAAAUUAAAAAAUUGGAAAAAGAAACGAUAGUGUGGCGUACCAAAUGGGAAAACAAUAAUAAAGCGCUUCUGCAGAUGGCUGAAGAGAAGACUGUCCGAGAUAAAGAAUACAAGGCCUUUCAGAUAAAACUGGAACGGUUGGAGAAGCUGUGUAGAGCUCUUCAGACUGAAAGAAAUGAGCUCAACGAGAAGGUGGAAGUCCUUAAACGGCAGGUCUCGGUCCGAGCAGCAGACGUGGAGUUAAUGGUGCCGGCGUCACAGCCCUGCGCUGCCCUGGAGCCCCACAAGGAGCCGAGCCUGGCCUCCGUUGGUGCCCCCAGAGCCCCUGUGGCGGCAGAGCCCGAGGCUGCCCGAGAGACCCUGUGCGCUGGCACAAUUCCAGGCAUUGAUUCCCUUGACUAAGUGUGUGAUCACUGUAUCGAGAGAGAUUUUGUGUAUAACUUUCUCUGCUAGUAGUUAACUGUUGGUUUUGUGGUGAGAACUUUCUUACUUUUUCUACCAUAACUGUAUUUUUCUUAGAACUACUGGACUUAAUGUGGUGGUACAGGAGGCGGCUUAGCAGUCUCUUUUGAAUCUCUACCUUUUCCUCAGCUGUGUUGCACAUCUGCCUCAUUUUCCCCUUCACUGGAAUGCAUGCACUCAUUGCCUGGUCCUUUUCCCUGCUCCUUGCCCAUAAUUGAAAUUUCAGUCAGGACAGGACCCACCAUUACCAGGGAACUCUGUUCUGAUAAUGUUUCCUUGAUGUGAAAACUAUUAAAUUUCCUGGCUUCCCCUUAAUAUGAUUCAACAAAAGAAAACAUAAAGAUGAUUAGUUUUGUCUAAACAGCCCAUUUAAAUGCCAAGUGAAAAAUAAAACUCUAGUGCUGGAUCAGAAGCAAGCCAAGCGUAUUUAAUCUAAAUUGGCUUUCUGUUAAUAUAUCACUUGACAAAUUGAGAUGGCCACAAGCCUCAAACCCUUCAAAGCUGUGGUAGGGUAUGUAUAUAAAGAUGUCUCUUGUAAACCAAGUAGUACAUACAGGCAAAACACUGGACAAACAAGCUUAGGUUUCAGGUGAGAACAGGUGUGUGGGAUUUGCACCACCUGAAGGCUGACUGCAGAGGGUAUUGGUCUUACUUGAUUUCAAUUUGGGAUUUGGUACUAUUCUCCACUUCCACGGAAAGCUGGUUAUGCUCUGAAAACAACUGUUCACGUCAGUUUAAGACGAGGGUAAAUUCAUGGGUAGCUUUCAACAGGCAAAAAGUCCGUCUGUUACCUUCUGGUUUCGUGCAGGUUGGUGUUCAACUGUUCUGAGAAUGUUUUGCUAGUAGGAAACGACAUCAGUUUUCAGAAAUCAGUUUCAGUUAGGAGGAAACUGAUUCCAUUUCCAAAACAUAAAAGACUGGAACAAACAUUUUUACUUUGGGAAAACUUGGCAGGGUGUCAGUCGUGAUUUGUGUAGGCUUUCAGUCUAUUUCUCACCCCUUUCUUAUAUACUGUGAUUUAAAAAAAAAAAAAAAAAGUAUUAUCAAGGUCCCUGCACUUGGAAUGGGGGAAAUGCUAAAUUAAAGCACGUAACUUUUGCGUUAGUUUCCUUAACUUUGGCUUUUUUUCCCCAGUGUCGAAUGUGGCUAAAUUAUGGAAAUGAUUAAUCAGGCUGCACUGAUGAAAGUUGUGUCCCUGGUAUAAUUUGCAUUGAAAUACUUUUUGUAAAAAACGUUCUGCUAGACAUUCCACUGAGCAAAACUAUCAAACUGACACUUCUUAAAUUGAUUACUGGAGUGAAUAAACUGUUCUCUUCUGUCCAGUUAAAGUUUUCUCUUUGUUAAAGUUCUCUGUGAGGUCCUGUCACAUUCAUGGUCUAAACUGGGCUGAAAGAAUUGAAAAUUGCCAAUACAUGGCAAGCAGCACUGGAGUGGAGGAUUAUACCUCAGCUUCCACCGCCCAUCAUUUUCAUCAAGGUCUAGAGAGCAGAGGACGAGAUACCUGCAAAGCAGGUUAUCUCAUUACUGUCAAAAUGAGGCGGAAGCAGAAACAAAAACAGCCUCUUGCAGCCUUUUGUAAGUACUCCCCCUUCGGCUGCGAGAGGAAAUACGGGACUCAUCGAUGAAGGUAUAUAGCAGAAGUGUAAUCUACCUUAAAAUUAGUAGUAAUGAUCAGUUUUCACAGGAACUCUUCGAGGUGUACAGCUUGUGGCAUUUUAUUCAGCCAGCUUUGUGGCCCACCGUGUCGCUCUGUGGUACUUGUUGUGUGUGGACGAUUGUGAAUCUUGGACCUGUGGCUUAUUUUCAAGGGCUUUGUUAAGCAAAUGCGAUUAUAGUACUUGGCCUGCUGCUUACGGCUUACGAUGUAUUUGUAGCUAGACGCUAUCAUGGUGUUUAAAGGACAUGGACUCUGUUGGGGAUGCAUUUGGUGUCCUUUCUGAAUCUCUCUUCCCAUUACCCUGUGAAGACUAAAAACACGGCCCUCUGAGGAGGACACUCUCCCAAAGCAAUCACCUCACCAGCCCAGUGUUGUGGCUUUGUAGCACACCCUGUAUCUCCCGUAUUCUAGAACACUGUAAUGCUACUAGGCUCAGAAAAGGUUUAAAUGUUCACUCACUCAAACUGCAUUUGUUGCACCAUCACGGAAUCUUGAUUUGUACUGUUUAUAGUGACAGACUCCAAGGUGUAGAACAAACCUGAGUCUUCGAUAAUGGACCAUUUCAUCCUCAGACUAUAAGAAUACAUUUCUUGGUCUUGAGACCAGUGAUUUUGAGUUAUGUGUGUAUGUAUGUAUGCAACUGCCUUUAUUACACCUGGUGAUCACAAUUCAAUUCUCAGGUGUUGCAGAAAAAUCUACCUCUUUCAGACUGUAGAUGGUAAUAACUGUGAAAAAAAUGAUGCAGAUAUCUUCUAGUUUGUGCUAAACACACUGCUUUAUUUUUACAGCCCACAUCUUUCAUGAGGAUAUGAAUUAAGAGGCAGUCUUGUUUUGCUUUUCAAAGACAUUUUGUAGAGAUUUUUCACUGAUGUGAAUCUGAUUUUAUCUACUCAAUUCUGUAUAGCUUCAGUAAAUAUGUAUGAGAAAUUUCACAGCUUCUGUGUAUUUUUUGUUACCUGUGUGUCCUUAAUUCUAUGAGGAGAAUCAGGUCCUAAGACUUGUAGAUAGCUGCUUUCUCAGGUUUUAAAACAGCUUAAUUAUUGUACGAACCAACAAUCUUCUGCUUGGUUGAGGGAAAUCUCAUUUUAUGUACCUGAUUAGUACCUAUUUUUCCCUUUAAAAUAGAGGGCUCUAGAAUUACAGAGCACAGCUUCUGUCAAGACUUUUGAAACCUACAGGGACUCCACAUUUCCGCAGUCUCAGCUGGCCUCAGCAUACACCUAUUUGGACAACAAGGGAUACUUGAACAUAGCAAGGGUCUUAGGCUUAAGCACAUGUAAUCCUAUAAAGAGGGGUUGGCAUUCCAUAUUUCUUUGUUAAAUGACCCUUUAAAAAUAAGAAAACCAUUCCUACCUGGUAGGCCCUGCAAGAACAGGCCAAGAGGCCAAAUUGCAGGCUGGCGUGUCCCCUUUGAUGAGUCCUGCUAUAGGAGCAAACAAGCUUUCAUCUCUUGGGGAGAAAGCUAGUGUCUGUUUAAAACUGCCCAAGUGAAGGCACAAAGAGCAUAUGGGUUGAACGGUGUGUUUUUUUUUUUUUUUUUUUUUUUUUUACAAAUCAACCACCAAAUAGAUGACUAGCCCCUCUUCCCCCAUUCUGGAUUAGGACAAGCAUGUGCCCUGGAAAGAAACGUAAUAAAAGUUCUACGUGUAUGCAUUAACAGCUUCCUCACUUAUAAAACAAGGAAACUGGAGGCAAAGUCAAAUUUGACCCAUUUCUACUCUUUAGCAUGCUCCUAAAAGAAGAAAACGAAAUUUAUUUUAAAACUUUAUUUAUGCAAAGCCAAUCAAGAAGUAUUGGAGGGAAAAAGUGUAAAAGUUAUUCUUGCAUAUUUGGGAACAGCAAGCAUUUAGUUUGAGAAAACAAGGACUUAAAACAGUGGAAUCAAAGGCAGUACCCCUGCUACUUGUACUUUAAAACAAAGAAGAUGCUUUCUCUUAAGCAACAUCCCUUUCUUCCCUAACAGCUACAAUAUGAUACAGUACGCAACAGCUCACUUGAAAGUGCUAGAAUCAAAGGUAAAGAACGUCAUGCCACCCACUCACGUUUCCUACUAUACAAUGCCUUUUUGGCGCUCGAUAAGGCAAGCAUUCAUGGAACAUUUCAUUCAACAGAAAAAUCUCUUGGCCUUGGGGUUUAAGAUCCUUGCCCCUCCAGUUCCGAUGCUGUGACAUCUGACUCUUCAUCAUUGUAGAUGUUUUCAGCCUGGAGAAAACCAAAUAAGUCUGUAGGUAAAACUCCCGUGGUUUUUAUAAAAGCAUCUAAAAACGGCAUGUCAUAAUUCUGUCUGACUAGAUCUUAGGAUUCAUUGAACAACGUGUUUCAGUAUUAGAAAUUAAAUAUGGGCACAUUCCUAGGGUGAUUUAUUUACCAGUUUCGUUUUCGUGGUUCCCCCCCCCCCACCAACAUCAAUAAUUUCAUGAGAAAAGGUAGGCCAGUAUUCUCAGAAAUUAUUUGCAAUUGUGUAAUUCCACACACAUACAUACAAAGCUACCUACAUACAACUUUUUUCAAUUACUGUUCAUAAAAAGUUUUCCAAAAGCAUUUUGAAACACCCGGGGGGAACGAUAGCCCUGAUGCUGCUAAAAAGGUUGGUUAGCAACAAAAGAUCUUCAAAAGGUCAAGUACUCAGUGCUCAUCAUCAGAAAACUCAGUGCCAUUUGACUGCCUUGACAUUUUCCUCCGGUAUCCUUCAUGGCCACGACACAGUAGAGAUGCCACCUGACAAAACACUGCGCCAGUCACAAACAGUGGCGCAGAAGCUGCAUCUACAUCUGUGUGUUUAUAUAGAGAUUUCUCCCCACCCACAGGUGAUAGAAAUGGUGGAUAAAGCCCUAGUACUGAACUAAACGUUGUGUUGUCAAAAUGGUUGAAAUUCUCUUUUCUAUAAAUACUUGGUACAAUAUGCACCUAAAUAUUUGAAAAAUGUCUGCUAUAUCACUGUAAAUGUCUCCUAUCCAGGAAAAACAAUUUUUUUAGCUCACCAUUUGCCAUAUUUGCAUGAUGUUAUCCUCAGACACCGAGCAAAUAACCCAAGGCUCAUUGGGGUUCCAACUAAAAUCUGAGAUCUUGGCGGUGUGUCCUCCAUGAAUAAACUGUUAAUAAGAACAACAACAAAAAAAAGCCUUCAUUUCAUAUGCUGUCACGGUAAUCUGACACUUGUAUCCAUUAAAGAUUUUAAAAGUUUGUUUUUAUACCACGGGUCUUUCAACUCGGAGAUCCUGUUCCCAUGGUUUGGAGGGAGGAGGUAUAGGGUCAGUAAUCUAGCCCUUACCACUUAGUAUUUUGAAAAUUUCCAAACUUUCAGAAAAGUUGAUAGAACAGUACAAUUAACACCCAUAUACCCUUCACCUAGUUUCACCAAAUACUAGUAUUUUGCUACAUACACUUUCUUUUAUCUCUAUCCAUCCAUGUUCACACAAACAUACACACACUUGCUGAACUACCUGAAAGUUGCAAAUUGGAUACUUCACCAUUAAGUCCUCCAGCCUGCUUUCUCAUAAGCCUAAUGACAUUGUCCUGCAUGACCACGAUGCCAUUUCCAUACCCAGUGCAGUAAGCAUUAACUCUAGAGUCCUCUAACAUACACAGUUAGGUGCAAGUGUUUAAAUAACGCAUUUCCAGAUAGUCAUUCCCUGAAGUUGGCCUACCCGAGGAGUCUCCGAUUCUCUAACCCCUUUCACAGAUUCACUUUCCCAAAGCAAAGGUACAUCUCGCCCCUCCUUGGUCACCCACCCUCAAUCAGCCAAGGUGCACUGGCCCAGGGUGAGAAAGCCCUUGGGGCUCCAAAAGCAGAGCUCCAGAGUCCCAGUGAGGGCGAAGGCAAGAGAGCUCUGCUGAGAAAUGAAGGAAGGAGGCUAGAGUUCACUGGAGACCACCUCAUGGGAAAGCUCUGUGCUUUAUUUACUUUAGGAUUAAGAUUCCAAAGAAACAGUUGUCACAAGGGCAGUAUUAAUGCAUUGUUUCAAAGUAGAAAGUCACACUUUGUGGCAGAAAGUCUGACUGCGUUCUUGUUCAACAAUGGACUCUCUUGUCUAGUUGUAUGCAAUGUAACCAUUUUACCUGAUAAUUUUAUCAGUUCAAGAAUGGAAGAUGGAUAAACAGCUUUUCAUAAUACCCUUAAGGGGGUACACAAGUGAAAAAAUAUGGUAAGCUCGCUGCCUUGGAAUAUAUACAGAAAUUGAAUCAUCAAUACAACUUAUUGUUAUAUUAGUUAGAGUCAGCCUCCAGUUUAUGGUAUUUUCAUGUCCCUUGAUUUCAGGCAAAAAAAAAAUUUUUUUUUUUUUUAAUGAAAAGAGUCAACAUCCUAGUGGAUUUUAUCAAGGACCAUGAUAUUGUUGCAGAGCCACCACAUACAAAGUAAUACAUUCUCCUCUCCCUGCAACAGCAAAGGAGCUGGAAACCUUGAAAACAGUAUGCUAAAGGAAGAAGUCAAAUAGCUGAGGAAAAAUAGCUGGUUGCUACACCGUAUCUAGAAAAUACUUAAAAACCAUCAAACCCUGCUUCGCAAAACAGAUUUUAAAGAAGUCGCUCAGUGUAAUGAGUUGGAACUGACUCAGCGGCAAUAGGCUUUUGGUUUUUGCUGCCAUCAGUACAGGGCAGCAGUGUGUUGAGAAACCUUGUUCUUUAAGCAGAAGAAUAAAACUUGGGCUUACUCGCAAGGGCCUUCUUUACCUUUUAAAACUGGUGGACAGAGGACCAGUGUACAACCAAUUAAAUAAAGGCCUAAAAAAACCCCACUGCCGUCGAGUCUAUUCCGACUCACAGUGACCCUAUAGGACUAAGAGCUAAAGAAAACAGACAUCACAGAGCAAUGACUGGUUAUGUGCCAAAUGACGGGUGAGAUAAGUGUUGAAUUUAAAGCAAGGACAAGGAAACCACUGCUAAGGCUGGCAACGCUUCAGAGAAAAGUGACUUGAAGUAGGCCCUGAAGGUCUCUGAGAGACAGACGGACAAGGAUGGACACCAUCAGGUGAACCUGGGUAGGGGGGCUUACACGCGAAGAUAACUGAAGGACAAACAGGAGGGAGAUGGCUGGGCAUUGCUGACAUCAGUCAGAUGGAUGAAGCAUUCAUUUUCUCGGUAGGAAACUUAAAAAUCAUGGUCAUUAAGAAUACCCAUACUUGAAGUGUUAAGUAUUGCUAAUUCAGUAUCAAUACACUCCCCUCUCCCCCCCAAAAACUUCAGGAAUACUACAAUUGAAAUCAGUGCGAAAUUACUACCCACUAUUUUCCAGGAUAUCUCAAACUACUUUUAAGUGGAAAAUUCUUAAAAACCUACUGGGCUAUAAUUUACUAGUUCCAAUAAAUACUGAAACAUGGUCAAGAUAACCUUCAAGACUUCCAUUUUGAAAUCAUCUUCAAGAGCUAGAACUUGAUGUUCUGCUGCGUAUAUUCUCAACAACAAAAAAAUAAACUAAAAAAAAAAAAGUUAGAACUUGAAGUUCGGACACGUUAUCAAGAUAAACAGACCCAUUACAAAUAACCCAAUCUGCAGAUGACAUUUCAUCUUGUGCAAGAAAGUCAACAUGUACCAGGAGUUCUGGAGGCCCAUCUUCUGCAUCUUCUGCUGAUUGUUCUUCUCCAAUUUUACUGUUAAGAAAGAACACAAUGCUUUUAGUACUGACAUUUCCUAUAGCACGAAUGUACACAAAGCCUUUAUCAGCUCAGAAGGCACACCCUAAAACACGCCCAAACACAAACAUACGAACACCCAUAUUCAACUCACCUGAAAAACAGCUGCUUAUUGCCACACUGAUAUCAAUUAAUUUUCAUAUAGUUUUGGUAGGAGGGUAUAGAAUGUUACUUUCUACAACUGGGCUAAGACUUGUUCAUAAUUGAAUUCUAGAAAUGGGGUAAGAUGUUCAUAACUGAAGCAAGAGGAUGAGAAAUUGUUAACAAUAAACGUUACCUUAAAAUUCAGUCACUACUGUAACCGUGCUGCUUACUGUCUUAGAAUGAAAGGUGAGAAGUAUAUAAAAGAUCUAAACGAGACUAAUGCGCAGUCUUUUUCAUCCCAGCAGUGCGGUAAGACCACGCAGCAGUCCUACAGAUCUAAGAUACGGCAACAGAGCACGGAACUUUCAUCACGGGUGGUAUAAGCCAAAGAAAGGUUUUCAGUUUUACUUCGUUCUUCUCUGCAAGACUUCGGUUUGCAGAACUCACCCGCAGCCCAAGGUGACAGCACUCAAUCAAAAUUACACACCAAUAUCAGCCCUACCUUUUAUCUAGCCCAAAGCUGAACCCUGCUAGUAAAAACUGUCGGAAAAAGAGCCAAAACACAGAACCUUCGAAAUAUUUUUUGUCCCUCUUCAUAAAGCUAAUCAAAGAAACCCAAACACGUGGGAUUGCCAGUUAAGUUUCUCCUCCCUCUGUCAUGAGUACAGUCGCUAACAAUGACCACCUUGAUUUUAUCUAAUGUAACAGCAAAAGUCAUAAAUGAAUUUUAAGAAUAAAUUACACAAUGCCUCCAAGUUUAUUACUGGCACAUUUGGGAGCAAUUCAGUUGCCAGGGCAUGAGACUUCCAGACCUUGUUGUACCCUUCACAUGACAACUAUGUCUUUUUUAGAUUUUUAAUUUUACUAUUAAAAUUUUUUUCUAAAUAAAAUGGAGGCAGAAUAUACUGAAAUGUCUGCUUACAGAUUUUCUGUAUUUUCAAGUAUCCAACAGGGCCAGAGAUUGUUCCGUAAGAACCCCAAACCUUCGAUGUUUAGAAGCUUUAUAAAAAAGGACUUUAUUCAGCAACGUCUCUGUCCCAGAUACGGAAGGAUGAGUCUUCUGUCUCUAUAAUUAAGGCAGCCUUGGUUUCAACAUACUAAAUUUAGUCCGCUUGAAAGCAAUAAAUUUAACACAGUGGAAAUUAUUUUUUUUUCUAAGUUAAUGAUUUAAACUUAAGACGAUGCCAUGUUAUGGAUUAGUUUAGUUUAGUGGCUCUAAAGGCCCAAACCAAAAAAGGAAAGCAACCUGAUAUUCUCAGAACAUCCACAUCAACUCUGGUCAAGGAACUUGAAGAAUUGGGAGAAACUUAUAUAUAGAAUUAAGCCCCCGGAAGAAUCUAAGGUCUCUGACAGCAUGGGCUGUGCUUGUCUGUUCACGAGGCUACCAUCAGCCUUACACAACGCACAGCAGGAGCCCACACCUGCUGAAUAAAUGGUGAGCAAAUGAGUAAAUCCUGUGAAAGCUGGACCCUGUGUAAGGCAGAAACCUGUCAGAGAAGAAAACGCAAAUAUUCUGCAAUGAAACGAGUGAUAGAAAAGUGGUAAGACUGCACCCUGUCAAAGGUGAAAAACCUCUGAGACCCGGAAAAACAAAGCAGUCCCAUCGAGUUCAGGCUCUCACAGGUUUCAAUAAAAAACUAUGACUUUAAGAACAAUCCUGCCAGUACACUCUCAGACUCCAGACAGGAACAACAUGGUGAUGCCUUUUACAGCAAGUGUUUUAAAUACAAUCAUUUGGAUGUUAAAGUGCGCCCUGGAUGGAUACUCACUCGUGUGCGUGUGCACAUGCAUGAAUAUCACUAGAAAACAGAAAUGCAUUUUAUAGUUGAUCUGUUGACUCAGUGGUUCACCUCUAUUUUAUGGAGCAAAAGAUCUUCAAAGUACUUAGUAGUUACUUUAAUAUUAGGUUUAUUAAAGCAGAUUAGUGAAUUGCUCUUAUAGUUUAUCAACUAUUGUGUAAUCUGUCAGAUUAGCAUAUUUGUGCAAUCUCUUGUCAAUAGAUUCUAAGUUACCUUAAAUCCCACACAUUGAGGCGGCGAUCGGUACCACUUGAAGCCAGAAUGGUUUCGUUAUGUGGAGACCAGUGGACCUAACAAUACAUAUUUUGAAAAUGUAUUUCAGAAAUCAUGCAUUUCUAGGUUUGUGAAAACUGUGCUUAUUAGCAGUUUUUCCCAUUCUGUGUCUUCUCUGGGCCAGGCCCACGGUCACAGCCAGGGCCCUCACCCCCUUCUAGCCUUUCAGGUGCUCUGAAAGGGCCCAUCUCCUGGCCUACUGCCGUGAAGGGCACACUCCCCAGCUAGGCAGGCUCUCAGGAGGCGUCCCAAUGAGCUUAUUCAGCCCCAUAACUAUCGCAGAAGCACUGAUGGUUCUCAGUGAGGUCUAUCUUAACCUAAGCAAAUCUGUCCCGUACAGGGCAGACAUCUUUCCCCUGUGGACCCACCAACCUGGCAUGCCUCAACUGAACAGUCCCUGGAUUUCGCUUUUUAAACUGAUCCUGUUUUGCAAGGCUUUUUCUUCUACUUCAGAACUGGCUUCUCAAAAAAUCUCCACUAGUUUAUUAAUAUAGUACAACUAAGAGUAGCUUUUUAAAAAUGCAACGUCCCAUGCCUGCCAUACAGUUGGAAAAAAUUAAAAAUUUCCCCUACCAAAUAGUUACUAAAAUCUGACAUACAAAUACCAGAAAACUGUUACAUACCUGGAAAAUCUCAUCUUUAUGUGACUCAAAGGUAUGGAGUUUUAAUUUUAAAUUACGCAGAUCCCAUAAAGCUACCGUCUGAAGAAAAAAAAUAACAAAAUGAAUUUAUUUCUGGUACUUUACGUAAGAUAAGGUUAAAACAUCUAAGUAAGGCCCAAAAACAUUUGGGUUUGUAAACACCAAGUUUGCAAAAACUUCAGAAACCUUAUCCGCAGAGCCUGUUGCUAGAAUGAACUCGCUGUAGGGAUUGAAUGACAGGCAGUUGACCUCGGCUGUGUGAGCAUCCACCAAGUGACUUGGCUUGGAGGUGGUGUUGGAUCUGGUGUCCCAUCUAAAAACACAAAGAUACAAAGCCAGCACACGUGGGGAAGAGUACACCUCACCAGCUGGUCCCACACCCCUGCUCUUCUCCAAGACAGCAGCACCCCACAAGUGCCAGCACUGCUGCAGGAGCUCACCUCGAUACCAAGGCCAAACACACAGGGAACGGGAAAUUAGCACUCCCAACUGAAACGAUCAACCCUAACCUCAGAACAAACUAAGAAUUCUCAUUAGAGUCCUCUGUUUUAACUACGAACUAUUUCGAGCCCACACAAAAGUACAGACUUCUAGGAGAUAAUGAAACAAUUUGAUACCUACAACCUAGUCUUGUCCUUUUGGCCACAAGUAUUUUCUUUAUAAGGUUAAAAAGUUAUCAGAGGCAGCUGAAUCCAGUGCUGCACCAUGCCCUGACUGAAUCAUUUUCCUCCCUCAUCUCCAGCUGAAGCCACCCUGAUCCUGACUUUGCUAUCAGCCAAGCCCCGACAUGUUUCUUCCCAUUCACGUCUUUUUUUCUUUCUGUAAAUAAGAAACUGUACUGGUUCAUAGAGCACAGUGACUCUCCUGUCAAAAGGCCAUUACAUACAUGUGUGCAGUUUAUCAUCAGGCAAUUAUACCACAAUAAAACUGCUGCUGACAUAACUUAAAAAGAAGAACUCAAACCAGAGUCCACAACAAUCACUGAUGGUCCCUCAGGGUACCCGUCUAACUCCCCGCUGAACUUUCCGCCUUACAUCAUAAGUUUCUGAUCAUCAGCGACGGAUCCGAACAAAGACUCGUGGAGCAGAUGCCAGGCCACAUCCUCCACAACAGCCGAAUGGCCAGUGAAGAUUGCUUUCGCAUCCACGAUUUUGCCUUCCUUUGGUCCUGCAUUUAUAUCCCAUAAGCAGACAGUCUGAAGGAGAAGGGAGGGGAAAAAAGAGAACAAAAGCUGUAAGAGAGUGAAUUCAGAUACUAACAUCUUAUUUAAAACAUUUUUGUUAAAAACAAGACUCUAUGAAAGUUACAAAUAAACAGAAGGGAAAAUAUAAACCAAAGUGAAACUUCCGGAACAGAAGGGAGUGUCUGAGUGCAGCUUCCAUGGCUUGUGGUGCACACGGCAAGAAGAUGGCACUGUAAUGGAGGCGAGGGGACCAACCAUGUGGCAGGCAAGGGACACUCAAGCUGGAGUGCCUCCAUGCAGACAGCCAAGUAGCCAAAAUCCACAGAAAUGGCACAUCACUGAGAGCCAGGUGCUCGGUAUCAAGUGAACAUAAACACACAUCCUAAAAAUUCACACUGAGUUGGGACAAGUGGGAAUUAAAACUAGGAAAAUUAAAAGGCACUUCUUACAGAGAAAAAGUAGUUUGGAUAAGCCUCUCACUUCAGGACAGAGAUCACCACAGACAUCAAGAGACAGCUGAAUGGCCCUGGCCCUAAACUCCCUAGGCGACUUGGAGAGGCCAGACCUUGUGGCCUGCAGAUCUCUACAGCAGGCUCCUGGAAAUGUCAGCAAAGCCCCAGGGGAGGCCACAGGGCCUCCACAGGCCACAAAGAUCACACUCCCACAGAUCCCAAGGCUUCCACCUUCUCUUGGAAUCCCAUCGUAAAAGUUAAGAGAAAGUAGGAAGGAAGACAAAGGUAAAUUUCAGGGUACCCAGAAAGGAAGUUAGCAAAUUUACUCAUCAAAAAAAAAAAAAAUCAUAAA